GUAGGAGGUUGGUGUAACAACAGGAUGGCUAUGAGUAUUUUAGUUGUCCACUUCCUUUUUCAAACAGAAACUUGGGCACAACUCCCCAGGCUUUGAGUAUUUCAAGAAUGACAAUAUGUUACUAAGCACCCUGUCGCAAGAGUGUUUUUGGAAUUGCCAGUAACCACAGAAUUGAGUUGGUCUGUGCUAUGAGCAGGAAGUUCUGGCAUAGGUGAUGUUGGUGGCCAGGAUUCUAUAAAUGAUCAGAGUUCGGGUACUGAGAGGGAAGUUUUGAAAACUUGGAUGAAUGUUAGUAUCGGAUGCCAGCACUGAUGGAUAGUUUGAAGGCCGAAAGGGUGGCAAAUUGUGAGGGUUGUUUCAUGACUGAAAAGAGAUUACAAGGUAGCAGACAGGUGAUUUAUGAUCUUGGACAGGAAUUACAGUCUGAGAAGAUGGCAGGGAUUGGUGCAGCGUAAUGUUGGGGAAGGGUAGAGGGAGAUGGGGGUCAGUGAAAGAUGAAUGUACAUGGCAGACUUUCCAAUUCAGUCCUACGCUAUGAAGCCAGAUUGAAGGUUGCUACCAGGAUAACAUGGUACAACUUCGCUUUCAGUGCUUUGAAAGGAAUGUUGUACAUGGAAUUUGUCACACGUGUACCCCAAUACAGGAAUUUCCAGUGAUGCAAGAUGACCAGGAAUUAUAAUGCUUCAUUCUCGAAAAAAGAAGUUCUAUUUGCAUAAUACUGAUAAAAAUAACAUUGUACAAUUGAAUUUCUUGGCAAACUUUGCUUCCAUGAAACAGAUGAAAUGUAGCUUAUGGCAAUUGAGAAGUAAACAUAUUAAUCUUAUUUUAUUUACAGUUCCUGCAAAUGGACAGAACUCAGACAGUGUUGUGUUGGCAUAUCAAAACAUGUCUGCUCCCGCUGGGUCGGAAGUUGUACUGCAGUGCUAUAGUCAGCGAAUAGUAUGGACACAGGACCGUUUGAAUGAUCGUCAGCGAGUGGCCCAUUGGGACUGGUUCUCAAAUGAUGGUGUAUACAAGUUUGAUCGUGUUCUAGAUAUGUUCUCAGCAGGUGAACAACGGCUUUAUAAUAUCCAUGAUCAGGGACGGAUAAUGAUGUCACCCUCUGCUUUCUCUAAUGGAAACUUCUCUUUAAUAAUAAAAGAUGUUAGGACAAAUGACCAAGGAAUUUACUCUUGUAAUCUCCACCAUCAUUACUGCCACCUUUAUGAAACUCUCAAAAUUCAACUUAACAUCACCAAAUCAGCAAGAAAGGUGAAGAAGUUUUGGGAUGGAGAGAAGAUAGUGUUGGUGGCAUUACUUGGUACUACUGUGGUACUGCCUUGUGAAAAUUACAACUCUAUUUGGGCAGGGAAACACAGUGAAGAAGAACAACAGGUAGUCCAUUGGGACAGAUCACCUCCAGGUGUGUGGCAUGACCAGGCUGACCGACUGAUUGACCUCUAUGCUUCUGGGGAACAACGAUCUUAUGGUUCCCACUUUAUUAGGAAAAGAAUGAAUAUAUCAGAUACUGCAUUCAAAGACGGUGACUUCUCGCUGACCAUUUCUAACCUUCAGUUCAGUGAUGAAGGACUCUAUUCAUGUGAUUUGCACCAUCACUACUGUGAAAUUCAUGAGAGACGCAUCUUUAGACUUUUUAUUACAGAACCAAUCAAGAAGAACUUUACAUACAAAACAUCAUCCACAUCAGUUGAAAUCCCAAAAGUCAUCAAUGUUUUUAUUCCGGAAUAUUCUUCACAUUUACUUCAUCAACUUGGAUAUGUCUUGGCAACACUGCUGCUACUGGCCAUUUUGAUAACCAUCAUUGCUCUGAUUACUCGCCGACAGAAAAAGAGAGGUCAUCAAUACAAUGUGAAGAUGUCUCAACCCAGGAGAACAGAAGUUAACGUCAAUGAUCUUGUGAUCGAUACUACUGACCUAAGACCAAAGCAAAAUGAAGAAAUAAAACUUGCAGAUUACAAGAACAACAUACUAAAGGAGAAGUUUGCAUUGUCCAGAGAGAAGGAGGAGCUGUUCAGUGACAUUCCUCCAAAGAACUUAGAUAAAGACUUUGAGAAGAAAUACUGGAAAUAAAGAAAAUGAGGCUGCUGGCUGGAUCCAGAAGCUUAAAAGUGAAGGGCCUAUAUGAGGAAAUAAGUUGCCUUUUAUCAAUAUCCUUCAAUUAUACAGCGCUUAAUUAAAGUAUACAUAUCAAUGGUACUAACACAAAUUUCCCAAACCUGUGCAGCAGAUUUUGAGGAACUACAACCUGAAGCUACCUUAUCAGGAACCUCUUGUUUAUCCUACAAAUGUAAUUCCAGAUUUCCAAUGGUUUAAUAUGAUGAGGGAGGUGAGCACUACUAAGUAAUAGCCAUAAUAUUGUUGGUUAAAAGAGGAACAGUACAUUUCUUAGGAGCUUGCUGGGCAAAACUAUAUUAGCUGGGAAAGGAUAGAAAUUUUGAGAGCACCAAAAGUGCUGCUCCUUAGAAAAUUGUUGGUUCUGAUUUUACUAGAAAUAAAGGAACGACCACCAUGAUCCAGGGACUGCAACAGCAAAGGGCAAUUACUUUAGGUUUGUCAGUAGAAGCAACCAACUUACAGUUGGCAAUGGAAAAUGUUGGAAGUAUUCAGUACAGAUGCUGCCCAACCAACAAUGUGUCUCAAGCUCAUUUUGUUCCUAUGUCAAUUUUCUGGCAACUGCAGUAUUUUGCUUUUAUGUUAGCGUUAACAUCAGCAUGGAUCUCUAGAUGUGUGAGCUCCCCAUACCUCUCUCUCAUAUUCAUCAUUCUCCCUCCCCCACCAUUUUCAGUGUUACAAUUUGUCUGAGCUCAGUCUGCACUUUUUUUCUACACUCCAUCUCCAAUGCUUAAUCAUAUCUAUUUCUCCAACUCAAGCUCUGUAUUAAUUUCUGCUUUAAUAUCUAUAUUGAUUCUCUAUUUCCAAUCAUCUGUUGUAGCAAAUUCUUCAGCACCAAUUACAUAUGUCUUUACGUAAAUCUUAGUCUGUUCAUCCCUCUAUCACUAGCCUCCUCAGUUCAUCUCCCAUUCUUCAAUGUAUCUAUCCAAUCAACUUGCAAUUCAGUGAAUCUGACCCUAUUUGGAAUCACUGCUAUUAGUCUAUCUGCAUUUCAGAGUGUACAUCUCUGCCCUUAUAAUGUUGUAAAGUAAUCACUUUCUUCAGUAUACUAAUCUCACUGUUUUGUUCUUUAUCUUGAUAUCUGAGUGCGUCAUUCUUACUGGCCAAUCAUUAAUUUCUUUCAAAAUGAAUUUUCUUUCAAGUAAUCAAUUUCUCCAAUCAGAAAUCAAGUGGUAAGUCCUGUGAAAUGUAAUGUUCCAAUUACUAAAAUAUGCUGCACAAAAUUGCAAUAAUUGUGAUAACUGAUACAGAAACUUUUAUUCAUUAUAUACAUUUAUACAAUUUCAACAGUGUGUGAUAAUUAUUCAAUGUAUUUGUCUAAUUUUAUACAAAGUUGCCAUUUCAAUAUUCACAUUGCUAUAUUCACAUUGCUAUAUCUAUCACACUCAGUUCACACAGUUAAUGCAACAGUACAGAUUUCAUCUUAUCCUUCCAUCCCUCACUCAGCUGUGUUUGCAUUUAAAUCAAUGCUGGCCUGUAAAAAUUCAGUCCAUGCUCAGCCUGGAGAUAGAUCUUGCAAGCCAAGGAUCAGCAAUGUUGACCUAGGAACACAGGGAUCACCCUGGGUUACAUGUCACAGCAUGCGAUCAGUUGUGAUGAGACUGCAAUCUUCAGUAGACAUUCUAUAUGACAUCAACUGUGGCCAAAAAAAGUUCUUAUAAAGAUAAUGAGAUGAAGUGAUUAUUUCCAGAACAAGUAUAAGCAAGGCUGGUGUAAUCAAACUAAAACUUUAUUUAGUCAUGUAUUCAUAGAUUUUUAUUCUAAGCACCUGAUUUUUUUAACAAUAAAAAUUGAUGUGUUGAAUUGGUCUCCAUUUGUGCAUUUAAAAAAAAUGGUUUACAAGAUUAGAUAAUAUUGUUUCAAAGUCAAACAUUGUCUACAGAAUUAUUUUUAAUUGUUGUCAAGCUAGGACAGGACCAAGAUCAGGUUAGAGAAAAAGCGAGAAAUUAAGAAAUUGGCACAAAACUUUGUGUUUAUAGAUUGAGGAAAACAAAGGGGAAGGGUGUGAAGGGUUUUGAAGUGUGGGGAAAAUGAAUUAGAGCAAGAAACGAAGUGAUGGCUCUUGAUUUCAGCGUAGGGAGAGUAAUGGAAAAAGGACAGGGAAUAUUCAUGUAUUCAUGCUCUUUUUCAUGCUUCUAUCACAUGAUGGUGUAAAUGGCUAAAUAAAGCUGUAGCAGUUGGCACCAGGUAAAUUGUUGAGACCAUAAUAACUUGGAAAUUAUGCAUCAAAACUUCAUUCAUCAUAACCUUGCCAGUGUAAGAAAUUUCAGAACUCUGAGCCAACAAGGACUUGCUUUAUCAGAAUCAGUGUUUAAUAUCAAACAAGAGAAAAUCUGCAGAUGCUCAAAAUCUAAGCAACACACACAAAAUGCUGGAGGAACUCAGCAGACCAGACAGCUUCUAUGGAAAAGAGUACAGUCGACUUUUCGGGCUGAGACCCUUCAUCAUGUAUCUUUUUUCCAUAGAUGCAGCCUGGCUUGCUGAUUUCCUCCAGUAUUUUGUCUGUGCUGCCAGGGUUUAAUCUCAUUGGCAUAUGCCAUGAAAUUUGUAGUUUUAUGGCAUCAGUACUUUACAGUACAUAAUAAUAAAACUAUAAAUUACAGUAAGAAAUGUGUGUGUGUAUAUAUAUAUAUAAAAUUGAAUUAGUGCAAAAAGAGAGGGGGAAAAUACUGAGGUAACAUUCCUUGUCCAUUCAUAAUUCUGAUGGCAGAGAGAAAGAAGAUGUUCCUGAAAUGUUGUGAAGCUCUUGAUGGUAGCAAUGAGAAGAGAGCAUGUCCAGGGUGAUGGAGUCAUUAAUGAUGGAUGCCACCUUUUUGAGGGAUCGCCCAAUGACUUCACCAUUCUCCACAAGAACAGGGCAGGUUAGUCUUUUAAAGGCUGAAGAGGUGGAGUAUGUUUUAUAGUUAACUCAUCAGGGUGCACAAACAUAGUGGUUUUCUCUCAGUCCUGCUCCCCUGACCUGGAAUACCUAGUGGUGAAAUGUUGUCCAUUUUAUCUGCUGAGGGAGUUUUCAUCCUGGUUGUGGUGUACAUUCCACCUCAGGCCAGCAUCAGGCAAGAACUGGAAUUGCUAAGCAAUGUAAUUAGCAAGCACAAAACUGUGCACCCUGAUGCCUCUUUUAGUAGUCCUUAUGGGCCAAGCUGUGCCAAUCAAGGAAACCUUCAGCUUAUACCAACCCCAAUUACCACUGUGGUGAACUGUCUGGACAUGCUCCCCCUGCUGACUGCUCCUGUGGCUCCUCUCACAGACCCCUGUAUAAAGCCGAUUGGAGGCACUGCUCCUUCCUCAGUCUCCAGGAUGUUGUGUGGUGGUCGCUUGCUGCUGACUGUGCUUUCUUCCAGCCAAUAAAAGCCUACCUUAACUCACGUCUCCGAGAGUUAUUGAUGGUGCAUCAACCACCCCAACCAAUAUCAAAACCUAAUGUAGAAUUUGGGGAACUGUAGUAAUGGGAAGGAAGAUGAAUGGAAACAGACCAAGAUAUACUUGUUAAGCAGGAAGAUUUCAAAUGUGAAAGCAUUGAUGGUGCUGAAAGCUUUUCUCAGAAAGCAUACAAGGCAAAUAAGGUGGAAUAUGUUCUAGUUCUGUACAUUGCUGUUUUCCUAGGCUAUAGGAGUGUAUUCAACUGUUCCUUGUUCCUUUAACCUAUUUCUUUUAUUUCAAACUUAUUUUACUUUUUUUCUGCAUUAGGAAAUUAUGUGAUUUAUAUUUCUGUUGUCUGAUAUUCAACUGCUGUCCAUACUGCCAGUACCCUAUCUGUUGUGCAGUAGAACUUCAGCUUUACUUUGCAAUCUGACUGGUGCAGCUAUUGCAAUUAGUGUAACCUGGGCUAUGAGGUAUGAAUAUGAAAGGUGUCACUCUGUAUUUUAUUCCUACUUAAUAGCCCAUAGAAAUGAUCAUGAGUUAGAUUCCAAGAAAAGUGUGCAAAGUCCCAGUUUAAAAAUGUUGGAGAUAGGUGCCUUCCCUUCAACCAAUCAAAUCGUGCUGUUAUUAUAUUCUAAUCUCAAAUGCAUUGUAAUGUAUGUGUGUAUAUAUGCUGCCCUGAUAUUGUUCUAAAGAAUGCUGUUAAAUGAGAAAAUGUCCAUGAAUUUAAAUAAAGUGUUAAAUAUGCA
Messenger RNA from Hypanus sabinus (Atlantic stingray), 6221 nucleotides. Its product is annotated as matrix remodeling-associated protein 8-like. The transcript is spliced from 8 exons. Gene Ontology annotation, cellular component: membrane; cell surface. NCBI's taxonomy places the organism in Eukaryota, Metazoa, Chordata, Chondrichthyes, Myliobatiformes, Dasyatidae. Gene Ontology annotation, biological process: cell adhesion; establishment of glial blood-brain barrier. The coding region runs from base 679 to 2070 and encodes 463 amino acids. The record is from RefSeq and is a predicted model, not a curated record.